AUGCAUCCGCAUCCGCAUCUGCACGGUCAAGGUGAUAGCCUCGGACUCGGACGCGCACCCGAGUUGAAGUUUAACAUCACGGACGGUCGGAAUGGAGCGAAGACGGGGGCGGGGGCUGGAGCGGGGGCGGGGGAAGGCGCAGGCGCAGGCGCAGGCGGAUGCGGUGGAGGUGUAGGUGCAGCUAUAGCUAUACAAUCGACAUCGACACAGUCGACACAGUCGCAGGAUCCGGAAUCGAUAGCGAGCGCGAGCGCGAACACCAGCGCGAGGACGGGUACGAGGGGUGUCAUCGCACAAAGCCCCGGCUCCGGCCCUGGCAUCGUACAAAGCGCAGGCGCAGGCGCGCAGGGCACGCGUGUGGCACCUGCGCCCGCGCCCGCGCCAGGACCAGGACCCGCGCGCGUACACCGCGCGCGCCCGCGCACCCGCGCCGGCACUCGCAUUCAGCCUAACACUACCUCCAACACCUCCAAAAUCCCAAAUUCAAAUACCUCAAAUACCCCAAAUCCAGAUAACAUAAAUCCAGAUACCUCCAAUAGUCCAAAUACCUCGAAUACCUCCAACACCUCCAACAUCCCAAAUUCAAAUACCCCAAAUUCAGAUAACCAGACAAAGCGCAAGCAAACCCAAACCCAAACCCAAACGAAACGCAAACCGACCUUCACACGCGAAGUCACCCAACACCUGCGCGCGUGGGUGAUCGCGCACGCGGACUACCCGUACCCGAGCGAGCGGGAGAAAAGGGAAUUGGGCGCGCAGACGGGGCUUUCGGGCGUGCAGGUGUCGAAUUGGCUGGUUAAUGCUAGACGCCGGAUGCCGAUUGUGCAGAGGCAGAGGCAGAAGUCGGGUUCGGGUUCGAGUGCGCCGAACAUUAGCACUAGCACUGGCGUUGGAAACUUUCAAAGCGACGUUGAACGUGAACGCGAACGCGCUGCUAUACUAUCUCAUCAGCAACAAUCGUCGUCGUCGUCGGACCCGAACUCGAACUCGAACUCGAACAUAAACAUGAACACGAACACGAACUCGGGAUUUGGAAGUGGUACAUUGCAGCGCGAAUCCAGGUUCAACGAGGAGUCCUUGGCUUACCCUUACCCUUACCCUGUCACAGUGCGACUUGAAAAUGACAGUAUGAGCGCGAAUACCUACUCUGGUAGAGACGCGUCCGGGUCCGGGAAGGGACUCGGAGUAUAUUCGGAUCGCGAUGCGCGUAUUCGUAUGCCUUCGAUUUCUUCACAGGUAAACACGUCGAUGUCGAUGUCGAUGUAUACCACGGACCCUCCGUCGACUUUGACUCCAACCUCGCCCUCGCCUUCGCCCUCUGAACCGCAACAUGAAAAUCCACAGCGGGCCCAGCUGCAGCACGAGCUUCCGCGAAGGAGUUGCAGUUACACCGCGCAAAGCCAGCGCUAUGAUCCGAUUUUGUACGGGGGACGUGGAGGUGCAGGUCUGGACGGACGGAGGGUACACAGUCUGGGCAUGGAGAUGGGGAAAGAGAGUGGGUUGGUGGAUCCGGAUACGGUUUGA
Psilocybe cubensis is the source of this 1524-nucleotide messenger RNA. RefSeq lists its product as uncharacterized. The transcript has 3 exons. Gene Ontology annotation, biological process: regulation of DNA-templated transcription. Lineage: Eukaryota; Fungi; Basidiomycota; Agaricomycetes; Agaricales; Agrocybaceae. Gene Ontology annotation, molecular function: DNA binding. The record is from RefSeq and is a predicted model, not a curated record. Bases 1 to 1524 code for a protein of 507 amino acids.